This is a messenger RNA of Exophiala aquamarina CBS 119918, 429 nucleotides long. Its product is annotated as outer membrane lipoprotein Blc. The coding region runs from base 1 to 429 and encodes 142 amino acids. The record is from RefSeq and is a predicted model, not a curated record. The transcript has 3 exons. Lineage: Eukaryota; Fungi; Ascomycota; Eurotiomycetes; Chaetothyriales; Herpotrichiellaceae.
AUGCUCGCACUACAGAUUUUGCCGUUACUGUCCGUCGUUGCACUCGCAUCUCCUCUGCUCAGGAGACAAGCCGGCAGCGAAACCCGAACUAGGACAGUCGAUGCACUCUGGGAUGGCCAAUGUUUUUAUCCCGAAUCAGAUGACGGGUUCGAUCUAGAAGACUAUCUAGGACGAUGGUAUCAGGUUGCAGGAACAGUUGCACCAUUUACCGCAGGCUGCACGUGUAUCUUCGCAGAAUAUAGUCUGAACGACAAUGGGACUGUCAAUGUCUUCAAUGGAUGUCAGGCAGGAGAGCAAAAUAUUGAGAUACAAGGGAACGCAGCAGCAGCGGACGAGACCUACGGCGAUGAAGGAGUGUUCCGUGUUCAAUUUCCUGGUCAACCGCCUCCUGAAUGCCCCGGCCCUAAUUAUAUCGUUCAAGGUAUGUGA